AUGGAGCUGAACAAUGAGAACACAGUGCAAAGUCCACAGUCAUCUGAAACUUUUAUUGAAGGUGAUCGAGUUCUAAUAUCUGAGAUUAGUCCAAAUUAUGCCCAAAGAAGAAACUUGUACAAUAAUGUAAAUUGGACGAAAACACAUAUGGCUCUUCUCGGGCAUGUUGGUUAUAUCUACAGUAUAGAUGAAGAGAAGAGAACUGCUCUUGUCCGUGUCUUCUACGCAUUGCCACCGAGUACUGAUCUGUUACAAAACCUGACAGAGUGGCCUUUGGAAGCUCUAGAAAUUCCUAAAAUUGUUGAACACUAUAAGGGAGAUUUAGUAGCAAUAACUCGUGGAGACCCAUUGAAAACAACGAUUGGAGUUAUUGCUGCAAAAGAAACAGUGACUUUCGAAGGUGUUCCAAAAUACAUGGUUUCAUUGAAAAAUGCUCAAAACACUGCAUUAAUUCGUGAUAUUCAAGUGACAAUUGAUGUGAAUCCAGGAUGGACAGAUGGUCGUAGAGACUUAUUUCUGUGUCCGGUUUAUUCUGGACCAAGACUGUCAAUGAUUACGAGAGAUAGAAAUGAACACAGUAUUCAUACUUAUAAAAAUACAAUUCACGGUUACACAACGGACAAUUUGAUGGAAAUUAUCAUAAAUUGGAAUGAAGAUUCUAGUAGUUAUGCUAAGUUAGUUGAAUCAAUUCGUGCAAAUCCGCAACAAGUUCGAAUGCCUUUCGAUGGACAGCUUCCAAUUUUCCGUGCAGUUUCGGAUGAUUUGUGGAAUGUUGUUGUGAUGUUAAUCUCAUUAGGAGCAGAGAAAAAUGCUAAAGAUAGUCAGAACAAGACAAUAGUGCACGUGGCAGCGGAGAGAGGGCUUGACAAGAUGCUAGAAGGUGUCCUACUUCUUCUUCCAAAAGAAGUAAAUUCUCAGUCAAUAACCGGUGAUACUCCACUGCAUCUGGCUUCCCGACAUGCUCAUGCUGCCUGUAUUGAUCGUCUUCUGGGGACAAGCGCAUGUCUUCCGUGUGUUGCAAAUAACAAUGGAGAUACUCCAAUACAUGAAGUUUGUAAACUGCCUGAGUCUGGAAACAAGAAAGCAGCGAUUAGUCGUAUUAUGACAAACACUCGAGCGAACAUUCAUCAAAUGAACAACGCCAAUAUGACACCUCUACAGAUUUCUAUAUUCGGAGGACACGUGAAUACUGUCGAACAACUCCUUCUUUUACGUUCUUCUUACCGUAAUACCACUACAAAAAACGGAAUGAAUGCAUUGCAUUAUGCUGCUGGAUGUGGGCAUGUAAAUGUCAUAAACAAGUUGAUUAUGUUGGGCCUCGAAGUACAUCGUCGUGACAGAUUUGGUCGUGGAGUUCUUCAUUACGCUCUUGAAAAAUGGACUGGAGAAGCUGAGAAAGACUGUGGACGUCUCGCAUCAAUUCAAGCCCUUGUAAAGGCGGGAGCCCCACCGAAUGUAGUAGAUUUGAAUGGGCAGACCCCCAUAUUUCAACUUGUUAAAGAUAUGCUGAAACAAAAUGAACAAUAUGCUGUAUCUUUGGUUCCAAUGUGUGCUCAACUCGUUCGUACAAACUUGAAUCUUGAUGAGAUGGCGAGUAGACUUCGUCCCAAAUGGCAACUUGCUACUAUUUGUUUCAUGGUUUCGAAUGGUGCUGAUUUGAAUAUUAAAGAUAGAAAAGGGGUGAGCAUUGUUGAUUUGUGUGAAGAUUCAACACUUCGUCCGAUCAUUAUUCAUAUUGCACAAACUAAGCAAAGGUAA
Caenorhabditis remanei is the source of this 1758-nucleotide messenger RNA. RefSeq lists its product as uncharacterized. Lineage: Eukaryota; Metazoa; Nematoda; Chromadorea; Rhabditida; Rhabditidae. Bases 1 to 1758 code for a protein of 585 amino acids. Gene Ontology annotation, cellular component: cytoplasm. The transcript is spliced from 10 exons. Gene Ontology annotation, biological process: protein ubiquitination. Gene Ontology annotation, molecular function: ubiquitin-protein transferase activity; protein binding. The record is from RefSeq and is a predicted model, not a curated record.